Messenger RNA from Populus euphratica (Euphrates poplar), 1587 nucleotides. Its product is annotated as two pore potassium channel c-like. The record is from RefSeq and is a predicted model, not a curated record. Gene Ontology annotation, cellular component: plant-type vacuole membrane; plasma membrane. The transcript is spliced from 2 exons. Bases 50 to 1210 code for a protein of 386 amino acids. Gene Ontology annotation, biological process: stabilization of membrane potential; potassium ion transmembrane transport. Gene Ontology annotation, molecular function: outward rectifier potassium channel activity; potassium ion leak channel activity. NCBI's taxonomy places the organism in Eukaryota, Viridiplantae, Streptophyta, Magnoliopsida, Malpighiales, Salicaceae.
UGGAAAACCAAGAUUUUAUUUUCCCUAUCUCAAAUCAUGCUGAUUUAACAUGGAUGAGCCUCUUCUCUCCAGAACAAUAGCAGAAGAGUCCAGCAGGCGACCAGGAAGAGAACUCCCCUCUAGUUACCUUGAUCUUGGCCAGUCCCUACGUCAACCGACAUCACACCUUGUCACUAAUGAUGUGAUUAUCCCCAUCAUCUCAACACCAAACACUUCUUCAUUUGUAAAUCUCAUUGCCAAUUUGAACAAAAAGAAAACAAGACUCCCUUACCGAUCCCAUUCGGCUCCAUCGUUGUUUACAGAUGCCAGGGAGACUUUCGAAGAUUCUUUCGACCCCAGACCUGGCUCGAAAUCAACUCCUUUGAUUGUUCGGCAGGCUUUUGUUGGCGUAUUCUUGUAUAUAUUGGUUGUUGUGUUGAUAUUCCUUGUCAGCGGCCGCUUCAGGGGAACCACAACAUUCAAGCCAAUAGAUGCCUUGUACUUCACAGUGGUUACACUUUGCACCAUUGGCUAUGGUGAUAUCGUUCCAGAUACAACUUUUACCAAGCUGUUUACUUGUGGUUUUAUCUUGGUUGGUUUUGGUUUCAUCGAUAUUUUGUUAAAUGGAUUGGUCACAUAUAUUUGCGAUAAGCAAGAAGCCGUUCUGUUAAGCACCAUGGAUGGGAGUACGCCCACCACCAUGGUUCAAGCUUAUAUGAUAGACAAAGCUAAAGGAAGAAUGAGAAUCAGAACGAAAGUGGUCUUGGCUUCAGCAGUGGUCGUUGUUUGCGUUGCUGUAGGAACUAUUACAGUGCACUACCUGGAGAAGUUGGACUGGGUUGAUAGUUUUUAUCUGGCUGUCACAUCUGUGACAACCGUAGGCUAUGGGGAUUACGCUUUCACAACCAUAACGGGAAGAUGUUUCGCCAUUAUUUGGCUAUUAGUUAGCACACUGGCAGUUGCCAGGGCUUUUUUGUACCUGGCUGAGCUGAGGAUUGACAAGAGGAAUCGCAGGAUUGCAAAAUGGGUACUUCAGAAAAAGAUGACACUGGGCGAUUUAGUAGCUGCAGACCUCGAUAAUGAUGGAUCCAUCAGCAAAUCUGAAUUUGUAAUAUACAAGCUUAAGGAGAUGGGGAAAAUAGCAGAGAAAGACAUCCAGCAGAUCUGCAACCAAUUUGAUUCAUUAGAUAGUACCAACUGUGGCAAAAUCACUCUUGCCGAUCUCAUGUAAAGUGACGAUAGUUAAACAGGUUUUGCUAUUGGAACAGGCCAUCAGAUUUUGCCUCGCUGAUAAGCAGGACUUGAGACUCUCCAUGGUAAAGGGAAAAAAAAUGAUAAGAAAGGCAAUGUAAAACAAGCAGGAUGGUAUCAUGACAGAAGUUCAAUUUCCUACUGGCAUAAAGUUGGUCAACUGGUUACACAAACAAGAGCUAUUCUUUUUGCAAGCAAAGAUCUACAAUUUCAUUUUUUCUAUGUUAAUUUGUUACGAGAAAGUAAAACUGUACAUGUAAGAACUGUCGAAUGUUGAUUGCUCUGGUUAAUAGGUGAGCAGCAACUGUCUCAGAAGGGUGCAUUUUCAUCCCCUCAAUUUAAGGGUACAUUCAUUUA